This is a messenger RNA of Manacus vitellinus (golden-collared manakin), 840 nucleotides long. It is a transcript of the gene CPTP, whose product is annotated as ceramide-1-phosphate transfer protein. Gene Ontology annotation, molecular function: ceramide 1-phosphate transfer activity; ceramide 1-phosphate binding. Gene Ontology annotation, cellular component: cytosol; membrane; cytoplasm. Gene Ontology annotation, biological process: intermembrane lipid transfer; ceramide transport. NCBI's taxonomy places the organism in Eukaryota, Metazoa, Chordata, Aves, Passeriformes, Pipridae. The transcript is spliced from 2 exons. The coding region runs from base 1 to 633 and encodes 210 amino acids. The record is from RefSeq and is a predicted model, not a curated record.
AUGGCGGCCGCGGGCGCGUUCAGCCUCAGGGAGGUUCUGGACGCCUUCCGGGGGUGCGUGACCGAGCGGCAGGAGGUGCUGCUGGAGCCCUACCUGAGCGGCUGGUGGGGGCUCAUCCGGUUCCUGCAGAGCCUCGGCGCCGUCUUCGGCUUCAUCUCCAAGGACGCCGUUGCCAAGGUGCAGAUCAUGGAGCGGCACCGCCGGGGGGAGCAGGGGCAGCACUACGAGUCCCUGCAGUCCAUGGUGGAAUUCGAGCUGUCCCGGGGGCCGGCGGAGCUGCGGGGCCGCCCCGACUCCGGGUGCCGGACGGUGCUGCGGCUGCACCGCGCCCUGCUCUGGCUGCAGCUCUUCCUGGAGGGGCUGCGCACGGGCCACAGGGAUUCCCGGACCUCCACCAUCUGCACGGACUCCUACAACGCCUCGCUGGCCAAACACCACCCCUGGGUGGUCCGCAAGGCCGCCACGCUGGCCUUCUGUGCCCUGCCCUCCCGGGAUGCCUUCCUGGAGGUCAUGAACGUGGGGCCCCCCGAGCAGGCUGUGGACAUGCUGGGGGAGGCCCUUCCCUACAUCCAGAGUGUCUAUGGCAUCACCCAGGAGCUCUUUGCCCAGCACAGCCUGCUGGACCUGCCCUGACAGGAGGGGGCACAUCCCAGCAGGACUGGGGUGGAAAUCAAGGGUUUCUCUGGCUCUCUGCCCGUGGGCACCUCCCCUUUCCCCUUCCCACUUAGCCAAGCUACUCUGGGUGCCUCACCUUACAAAACAUAUACCAGGGGUUUUUAUAUCUAUUUAUGUGAUACAUAUAAAACACAUAUCAUACAUGUAUUUUAUAUCUGUGUCAGU